CCCGCCGAUUCUCCUCUUUUCGCAGCCCCAAUGGCGUCAGAGAAAACCCUAGCCCUCCUGCGCUCGAGGCUCUGCAACCGUAAUUUCGUCCACUCCGCCUUCAAAUCUUCCCCUGAUUCCAACUACAGCAAGCUGAAGUUUCUUAUCGCGAACUCCAUAUCGGAGGCCUGCAACAACUCUGUACUCCUUCUCGGUCCUCGUGGAUGCGGCAAAUCAGCGGUGGUGGACCUAGUUCUUGAAGAUUUAAAGGCUGAGCAUCCUGACAUGAUUACUGUGGUUAGGUUAAAUGGGCUUCUACACAGUGAUGACAAUUGCGCACUGAAGGAAAUAGCUAGACAACUUUGCUCAGAACUCCAACUUUUAUUCUCAAAAGCGGCCUCAUCUGAUGAUAACUCUCAGUUCAUGAUAGACAUGUUGCGAGAAUGUGGAUUAGCUCACAAGACAGUCAUCUUUGUCCUAGAUGAGUUUGACCUCUUCACUCAGGGAAAACAACGGUUGCUCUAUAGCUUGCUAGAUGCUAUGCAGACAUUGACUUCCCAGUCUGUAGUGAUUGGCGUGAGCUGUCGCUUGGAUGCAGACCAGCUCUUAGAAAAAAGAGUAAGAUCUCGGUUUUCACAUAGGAAGCUUCUAUGUGCUCCUCCAACAUCAGAAGACACAGUAAGAUUGUUGGAACAUCUUUUAUACUUGCCAAAAGAUGAGAGUUUUCCCUCAAGCUACAUCAGAGAUUUCAAUUCAGCGGUCCAGAAAAUUUUAGGUGAUAAAAGGUUCAAAGAAAUUCUUAAUUCACUAUCAAACGUUGAGGGCACUAUCAGCAACCUGUUGAGGUUUCUUUUCAGGGUUGUAAGUUAUUUGGAUUUAGAGUCUGGAUUGCUGUCCCUGGAGAACUUUAAAACUGCUCUUCCGUGCACUCAGAGGCAGCCCAAGCUUGAUGCUCUGUUAGAUGUCUCAAUCUUGGAGCUGUAUAUGUUAGUCUGCAUGAACAGGCUGGAGAUUAAAGAGCAGAACUCAUACAACUUCAGCUCUAUAAUGAAAGAGUAUAAGUCUAUACAAGAUGCUUAUAAGACCUCUGACAAUUAUGCACACAAUGUUUGUUUACGGGCUUUCGAGCAUCUCCUGGAACGAGAGUUAAUUGGUUUCAGUGAUCCUAGGUCUCGAAGUCUGUCUAUUGAGUUUCGUCCAGUGAAACUUCUGUUAUCUCCUCGUGAGCUGCAUCAGGGAUUGAAGUCGAACUCUUCUUGUCCUGCCAUUCUUCAAAAAUUACUAGACCAUGAAAGUUACAAAUAGUAGACUGUUAUUUUUACUACUGGUGAAGCUUGAAAGACAAAAGCUGUGAAGUUGGUACCCUGGAGAGUGGAGACGAUGACGAACUGUAAGGGGGAAACGGACGUAAAUGCAUGCACGUGUCAUGAAUGAAACUAUAUUAGCUCAGUUGCAGAGGCAUCAUCUAUUAUCAGCUAUAAAUGAUUAGCUCAUUUAUUUAAAAGUUCUCUUGAUCCAUGAAGUUGAAGAACCUAGCGAUCGAUGUAAAUUUAACUUCUGUAAGCUGUCCUUUUUCUUUCUCCCUUCUACCGGGUGUUCUUUUAGCAAGCAACACCACGAAUGCUUGUAACCUUAACAUGUUGAUGGCCUGUAAAUGGAAGUAAUCCAUUAGAGAUUGAUAAAAUUACAGGUUGUAAUGCAAUUUCGUUCAGAUUUCAGUACUUGGGUGGUUCCAUCA
Asparagus officinalis (garden asparagus) is the source of this 1717-nucleotide messenger RNA. Its product is annotated as origin of replication complex subunit 4. Gene Ontology annotation, biological process: DNA replication initiation; DNA replication. Gene Ontology annotation, cellular component: nucleus; nuclear origin of replication recognition complex. The transcript is spliced from 16 exons. The record is from RefSeq and is a predicted model, not a curated record. Gene Ontology annotation, molecular function: DNA replication origin binding. NCBI's taxonomy places the organism in Eukaryota, Viridiplantae, Streptophyta, Magnoliopsida, Asparagales, Asparagaceae. Bases 31 to 1284 code for a protein of 417 amino acids.